AUGGAUUCGUAUUCAGAACCUCAUAGAAUAUUACUCACCUAUAUACUAGCUGUGAAGGCCGUUCAGCAUAAGGAGCUCUUAGAGAAGUUCCAAAUAAUAUCCCAAGAAUACGAAGAAUUAGAUAUCGAUGAUCGAGAUUUAUCGCCAAAAUUAAGAAAGUUCAUCUCAAUAAUCAAUAGUAUAUUGGAGAAAUACUCUUUCAAAAUUGAUGAAUUGAAACAUCAAAUAACUGGAGAAUCUUAUUUCGUUUUCAUUACCACCAAGAAAGAUGAUUUCAUUAAAGGAAGUACCACCUACUCACCACCAGAAUUGGAUUCAAUCAAAACUAUCAUUGAAGAAAUUAUUGAUAAUGAUUCAGAAUUUUCAAUAGGAAUAGUGAAUGCGAAUCAAACAUUGGUUAACUCUCUCAACAGAUCUCAAAGAGAUGCCUAUGCUUUAUUAACGAGAUUAAUUGAUGAUGGUUGGUUUGAAUUAACUACUGAAGAUAAACUAAUUUUAUCGAUAAGAUCACUAAGUGACUUAAAACAAUAUUUGAUCGAUUCAUAUGGAAUCUACUCAAGUAAUGACGUUAAUGGUAAGAUUUUACAAUGUAAAGUUUGCUCAAAUAUUGUUACAUUAGGUUAUAAAUGUAAAUCAGAACCUAUUGAUGUUAAUUUCCAUUACAAAUGUUUAGAUAUUUAUAAUAGACAAAUGGCAUCAAAUGAAGAUGAUAAUAAAGAUUUUAUUGAUACCGAUAAAGAAAAUUUGACAGUAAUUGGGGUUGAAGUAGAUACAUUAAAAAUUACGAGUUAG
Molecule: messenger RNA, 792 nt
Organism: Hyphopichia burtonii NRRL Y-1933
Lineage: Eukaryota; Fungi; Ascomycota; Pichiomycetes; Serinales; Debaryomycetaceae
Exons: 1
Coding region: 1-792 (263 amino acids)
Biological process (GO): double-strand break repair via homologous recombination; DNA damage tolerance
Cellular component (GO): nucleus; Smc5-Smc6 complex
Molecular function (GO): ubiquitin-protein transferase activity
Source: RefSeq, a predicted model, not a curated record